GGAGACGAAGAAGAAAAAGAAGAAGAAGGGGGAGAAGAAGAAGGAUGACGAGAAUGCUAAACAGAAAACAGAAAGGACGGAGCACUGUUUAUUGAACAUUAACAUAGCACUGUCGCCUCUAAAUACUGAAAUUGAACAUAGCUGUAAAACGUUAAACCAUGACGGAGCUUCAGUCAGCGCUGUUACUCAGGAAACAGCUCGCAGAGCUGAACAAGAACCCAGUGGAGGGCUUCUCGGCAGGCCUGAUUGAGGAUAAUGACCUCUACAGAUGGGAAGUUCUAAUUAUCGGCCCCUCGGACACACUGUAUGAAGGCGGUGUUUUUAAAGCUCAUCUGACAUUUCCCAAAGACUACCCUCUCAGGCCACCUAAAAUGAAAUUUAUCACAGAUAUUUGGCACCCUAAUGUUGACAAGAAUGGAGAUGUAUGUAUUUCUAUUUUGCACGAGCCUGGGGAAGAUAAGUACGGCUAUGAAAAACCAGAAGAGCGCUGGCUGCCCAUUCAUACAGUGGAAACCAUCAUGAUUAGUGUUAUCUCUAUGCUGGCAGACCCAAAUGGUGACUCACCAGCCAAUGUGGAUGCUGCAAAAGAGUGGAGGGAGGACAGACAUGGAGUAUUCAAGAAGAAAGUCACCCGUUGUGUACGAAAGAGCCAAGAGACUGCUUUUGAGUGAUGUUUAGCUGGGCUCUAACUUCAUUUUUUCAGGGUCUCCAAUUGAAAAUCUACAUGGCACUGUCUCCUGCACUCUUCCACCCUGUUGCCAGGCUUGUCCUCCUUGACUUUGGCAGGAACAGGCUGGCUACAGUAGGCUGCAAUAGAACAUAACAGUGACUACAAAGGCUGACAGAAAACCGCCAAGCAAGUGCCAACUCAAAAUAAAACAACAGAAGAUGAUAAAACAUUUUUCAAGUCUAUGAACUGCUUCAACAUUCAGGAAAAUAUUGUAAAGACAUGUAUAUAGCACAGACUAAACCGGAUAAUAUAUAAACUCCCUUUCCAUCCAUCAAGACAUUUAGACCAAAUGAAUAGUGCUGGUUUAAGUAGAGUUUUGAGGUUUCUUUCUUUCUUUUUUUUUAAAAGUCCAUUUUCCCUUUAUCAACUUGAGUGUGCAUUAGUUCCACUUAGAUUGUUUUAAAAGGAGGUCUUAUCGACUAAGAGAAAAUGUGAUGCCAUCGGAAGAACCUCACCUCUGAAGAGCUCAAGGAAGACAAGGAUGAUGUGACUGGUGAAACAUCUUUGGAGCACUGGUGUAUUGGAAUACACACAGCAUGUCUUACUGGUUCUGUCACACACUCAGAGCCCAACAUUACAUGUGGCUAUGUAGAAGUCCUUCCCCCUCCUUUCCUAGUUCUGGGUCUUACCGUCGCACUCAGUUGCCUUUUUAGAAAGGGAACGUCCCCAUUUUUGUUCAUGCAUGCUCAAUAAUUUGUGUCUUUUUUCAAAAGUGCCUCCUCAUAAAAAUGUUUGGCCACUUCACCCUGCAUUGAGCAAGUGUUAAAAAUAUCAGAAAAGAUGGAGAAAUUGUGCACCACCUCGAAAACUGUUUGUAUGAAUUGAUUUACCAGUCAAGUUCACAAGAAUGCUGUAUAAUUAGAAUAUUGGUAACAAUUUGGUGUAGCAAUAAGUCCUCUAGCGUGAAGUGUACACAUCUUAAUUUUUGAUAGCCUGAUAAAAGUUGGGUUGAUUUGGAGUCACUUCUCCAGUAUUGUUAUUUUAGCAGCCAAUGUUUUCCUUUUCUGUGUUGUCCUAGGUAGGAAUUGUUAUGCAUGCUUCAUCUUUAGUUUACUUUUUGUUCCCCUGCUGAAUGUUUCUGAGAUUUGGUUUGCGAAUGUUUGCGUGUUUGUGUAUACAGUAUGUGUGCCCAUUUUGUUUUCUCCCUCUCUCCCUUGAUCUUUAAUCUCUUGUUUAUUCUGUUCUCUCUGAACUGUUGCAGUUUUUGCCUAAUGUACAAAGACAAAAUACUGAUGUAUAUUUUUCAUGUUAUGGAAAUUGUCACCUGUAGUGAGCUCUUCUAAAAUAUGACUUGGUUUUUUUUUUCAAUAGUUACUGUUGUAUUUCUUUCAGUUGUAUUUUGGGCAAGACAUGACUUGAAUAUUGCUUAUGAAAAACAGCAAGCAGGAAGAAUUCCAGCAAAUGAC
Myripristis murdjan (pinecone soldierfish) is the source of this 2136-nucleotide messenger RNA. RefSeq names its product ubiquitin-conjugating enzyme E2G 1a (UBC7 homolog, yeast) (gene ube2g1a). The transcript is spliced from 6 exons. Bases 159 to 671 code for a protein of 170 amino acids. The record is from RefSeq and is a predicted model, not a curated record. Lineage: Eukaryota; Metazoa; Chordata; Actinopteri; Holocentriformes; Holocentridae.